AUGGCAAUCACAUGCGGCCAACUCCUCAACGGAGGCGAAAGCCUAGUCUUCAGCACAGAGAACGGGAUAUACCUCUCGAACAGAAUAAACAACCAAACCUACGAAGCACCAACACGCCAACUAAAUCUCAAGCUUACAACAUACCUCGAAAUCCUCGAGGAGCAACAACUCGCACUGGCUUUGGCCGACGGUACUUUGUACGCCUUCCCACUAGAAGGGCUAUUGCUGGAUGGGGCUCUUUCUUCGCGCCUGAAACGUGGGAAAAGGGUUUGUCACUGCAAUUAUAUGGCCAUUGGGAUCAUUGACCGGGGAAAUAUCGAGGAGAACGUAGACUUUGGUGAAGAGGCGGUGUGGAGCAGGGUACUUUUGGGAGAAGUGGCCCUCCUUCAACUACGGAAACAGGUCUCUGUGCCUGCAAAGGUCGACAGGAUUUUCUUCACGGGCAGCAGCAGGGUCUAUCUGGAGACCAAUAUGGGCCUCCAGAUCUUGGCCCUUGACACGGUCGAGAUCAGGCCAUUGCUCGAUGCUUCUGAUGCGAGGACUCAGCUCGAUGGCAAAGACAGCAAAGGCCCAGUCUACACAGAAUUCACCACCGACGGCUUGCUCUUGAGCUGCUCCGAUAUAUCAAUCUACAUCGACCACGAUGGACGCCGAGCACGGGAAGAUUGGAAAAUCGAGUGGAACGAACCUUUCACGGCUGCCGUUACAUUGAUGGAAAUGUGGAUAGUUGCUUUCAGUCAGACUGGUGUUGAGGCUCGAGAUAUCGACACAGGUACGGUUGUGUUCUCGAGGGAAUAUGGAAAGUCCAGGCUACUGAAACGAAGAAUGGAUGAGGAUGAAGAAAACUGUUCUGUCAUCGCCUUGUUGCGUCUUCAAGAGAAUCAAAACUCCCCUGGAUUGCAAGCGAGCAGCGGGCUAGAUAUCUCUGAGUUGCUGAGAGUGGAUGUCAGAGCAUUAGGAUCAGCGUGA
Molecule: messenger RNA, 969 nt
Organism: Zasmidium cellare ATCC 36951
Lineage: Eukaryota; Fungi; Ascomycota; Dothideomycetes; Mycosphaerellales; Mycosphaerellaceae
Exons: 3
Coding region: 1-969 (322 amino acids)
Source: RefSeq, a predicted model, not a curated record